Messenger RNA from Panicum virgatum (switchgrass), 1235 nucleotides. RefSeq lists its product as uncharacterized. The record is from RefSeq and is a predicted model, not a curated record. Gene Ontology annotation, biological process: developmental process involved in reproduction. Bases 175 to 966 code for a protein of 263 amino acids. NCBI's taxonomy places the organism in Eukaryota, Viridiplantae, Streptophyta, Magnoliopsida, Poales, Poaceae. The transcript is spliced from 9 exons.
AAUUUGAAAUUUCUCGGGGCCCCUGGUCGGCGCGGCGGCGCGCAUCAGGCGACCCGGCGCGGAGCCCCUCCGCUCCCAGGUCGGGUCUGCGCCGGCCUGGUGCGGAUCCGCUCGAUCUGCCGCCUCCUCCGCCCGGUGCAGUUGGCGCGCCCGACCGUCCCUGAAAAGGCGCGGAUGGAGCGGAAGUUCUACGAGAAGUAUACCUCGCUCAAGAAGCGGAAGCUGCUGGACGAGGGGUUGGAGUGGAAGCGGGAGGAGGAGCUCAAGGAGCUUUACGAUGCCAUGAAGGAUUGGGUCCGCGGCCUCGAAAAAGAUAAAGAGGAGCUCAGUGAGCUGCUGGCGGACAAGGAGGAUGAGCUUGAGAAGGCCCGUCAGGAUUUCCUUGCAGAUAUUCGGGCAAGGGACAGUGAAAUUCUGAGGCUUAAGCAGCUCUUGGAUGAGAAGACCGAAAAAAACAAUUCUACUGCUACAAUGUAUGACCACCAAACACCUGAAGUUAUCCAUGAAAAUCCAACUCCAAUGUUGCCUAGAAGGAAGACACCAGAAUCAAACUUCAAGGCAAAGAGGGUACAGUUGAGUAAAAGUACUGUCAUUCCUGACAGUAGCCUUGAGGAGGAAUCUCAAGAGCUACAAUGCUCUAGAAGAUAUACAUGCAUCUCAGGGAACGAGACAAACAAAUGUCCCAGCGCUCAUAUGUUUCACUUGCUGCUUCAAUCUUUAGUUCGCAUGAAGGUCACAGUAGAUGAUGGUACAGAAAGAUUUUUUGUUUCAGUCUCCCAUGAAGCUACUGGUUAUAGUUUCUCCCUCACAUGGUUAGAGAAUCCUGGUGAAUGGUCAUAUAAGCUGUCUUCGUUGGGCACACUGGAAAGGAUAGCCGUCAAUUGGAUGAAGCAAGACAUAAGAUUCAGCAUGAACAUGUGCCGUCUGUUCUUCGAGCGGAUAUCAAACAUCCUCACUAAAGGGUGACAGCGUGCUCUUCAUUAGAGCCAUAGCUACCUCUAGGUUGCCUCUGGAUGCGUAAAACAAUGCUGCUGAACUUGAAGCUGCAAACCUCCUUUGGAUGUAAAAAAAAAUAUUGAAGUGCUAUCUUGUGGCAGAACUGUUUUGCGGUCUGUCUUCUUUAAUCGAGCUUACAAAUGGUUCGUAGAAGAGAAUUGUUGUCAUGGCAUAUCCCUUCAUUAUGUCACCUAUUGUGAUUGUCUGUUCGUGGUUCAAGUUGUUAAUCACUUAAUGCA